Dioszegia hungarica is the source of this 855-nucleotide messenger RNA. RefSeq lists its product as uncharacterized. The record is from RefSeq and is a predicted model, not a curated record. The transcript is spliced from 2 exons. NCBI's taxonomy places the organism in Eukaryota, Fungi, Basidiomycota, Tremellomycetes, Tremellales, Bulleribasidiaceae. The coding region runs from base 1 to 855 and encodes 284 amino acids.
AUGACGUCGAAAGCAGCUAGCCGGCCAGGCGAGACAUACGAGCUCAUUGGCCAGGACUUGGGCUGGAACACCCGCGGGCGCGCCGGGGUCAGCAUCACCUUCCAGGACGGCGACUUCCAAAUCCAGCCUUUCGCGCACCUUGGGUUUGAAACCCAGUCUGAGCAGAAACAGGACGAACUCCUCGCCAGUACUUUGUCAGGGCUUCUCGGAUCCACGCGCCCCAUCCGGCAGAGACUCAGGUUGAAAGACUUUCAGAGCCAGAGCGGGUCACCAGAGCAUACGGAGAUGGGGAUUCCGCAUCCUCUGCUCGAGAAAUGGGGCAGCUCCCUCGUUGAGAGCCGUGGUGCCUUCAAGAAGUGGGCGGACACGCACUGCCAGGCCGGAUGGCCUGCUUUGAUGACCAAUGACAGCAGGAUCGCUUGCCAGGACAUCGUGUCGGCUGUGAAUCAGAGCUAUCGCGGAGCCUUGGGAGAGCUGUACUCAGAGUCGAUGGACGAAGUUCGGAGGAAGCAGGACGAGCUUGACGGCGUCCUGUUCGACGAGCCGGUCGAUGAGUUCCCGAGGAUCAUGCUCCUGAAGGCUGUCCGGGGCCUCAUGAAGCGGCAGAUACAUUCCGACUACCUGCCCUUCUUCCUGAAGAUCUCGCCUUCAGCCUGGAGCGCCGAGUCCCUCGAGACCGGAAACACAGCGCGAGGUGAUCUCGUUCGCGAUCGGCAAAUCGUCCAAAACUGGCUCGAUACGUGGCCUGGAUUGUUCACGAGGCAUGUCAUUGGCAGAAGUCCACAGGAUUUCCAGACGAUCGUCGAGGCGGUCAACGCCACGCAGACAGCGAGUUCUGGUGAUAGCACAGCGUGA